Bombina bombina (fire-bellied toad) is the source of this 2437-nucleotide messenger RNA. It is a transcript of the gene PRPSAP1, whose product is annotated as phosphoribosyl pyrophosphate synthetase associated protein 1. Gene Ontology annotation, biological process: purine nucleotide biosynthetic process; 5-phosphoribose 1-diphosphate biosynthetic process. NCBI's taxonomy places the organism in Eukaryota, Metazoa, Chordata, Amphibia, Anura, Bombinatoridae. Gene Ontology annotation, molecular function: ribose phosphate diphosphokinase activity; magnesium ion binding. The transcript is spliced from 12 exons. The coding region runs from base 127 to 1317 and encodes 396 amino acids. Gene Ontology annotation, cellular component: cytoplasm; ribose phosphate diphosphokinase complex. The record is from RefSeq and is a predicted model, not a curated record.
UUUGUUUUCCUCCCUCUAUCCUAGUCACGUGAAUGCCGCAAGCCCCCGGGGUCUGAGGGAAGUUUACAGAGCUCGAGAUACAAGAAGCGGAGCCCCGGAUGCGCCUUGUAUUUCAGGGUUCUCGUCAUGCCAAGACGGAUGCCAAUGCCUCACAAGUCUGUUUUCUCUUACUCCCGGCCCCCCAAGUGGCUAGAUGGUCCCUGUACCAUGAACUCCGGCCGAAGUGGUUACCGUGUGUUUUCUGCGAACUCCAGUGCGGCGUGCGUGGAACUGGCCAAGAGGAUCACAGAGCGUCUUGGAGUGGAGUUGGGGAAAGCUAUUGUUUACCAGGAAACAAAUGGAGAGACAAGAGUGGAAAUUCAGGAGUCUGUUCGAGGACAGGAUAUCUUCAUCAUACAGACCAUCCCUAGGGAUGUGAAUACAGCAGUGAUGGAAUUGCUGAUCAUGACGUAUGCGCUAAAGACCUCCUGUGCCAAGAACAUUAUUGGGGUAAUCCCUUAUUUCCCAUACAGUAAGCAGAGCAAAAUGCGUAAGAGAGGGUCCAUCGUCUGUAAGCUGCUGGCCUCCAUGCUGUCUAACGCAGGCCUUACGCAUAUUAUAACCAUGGAUCUGCACCAAAAGGAGAUACAGGGCUUCUUCAAUUUCCCAGUGGACAAUCUGAGAGCUUCCCCCUUCCUUCUACAGUACAUCCAGGAGGAGAUCCAGGAUUACAGAAAUGCUGUAAUAGUCGCUAAGUCUCCAGAUGCAGCAAAAAGGGCACAGUCAUAUGCAGAGCGACUUCGCCUGGGUCUGGCAGUGAUUCAUGGGGAGCCUCAGUGUGCCGAGCUUGACAUGGCAGAUGGACGUCACUCUCCCCCUGCUCUAAAGAACACUACAGUACAAACAGGCCUGGGGAUCCCAUGGAGGCGCCAGUCCCCGUAUCCAGGCAUAGAACUGCCAAUGAUGAUGGCCAAGGAGAAGCCACCAAUCAGUGUGGUGGGAGAUGUGGGGGGAAGGAUCGCCAUUAUAGUGGAUGACAUCAUUGAUGAAGUAGAGAGCUUUGUUGCUGCUGCAGAAAUUCUUAAGGAACGUGGAGCCUACAAGAUUUUUGUGAUGGCAACUCAUGGACUCCUGUCUGCUGAUGCUCCUCAUCUUAUAGAGGAUUCCUCUAUUGAUGAGGUUGUGGUCACCAACACUGUCCCUCAUGAAGUGCAGAAGCUGCAGUGCUCCAAAAUUAAGACUGUGGACAUCAGCCUGAUCCUGUCUGAAGCCAUUCGGAGGAUCCACAAUGGCGAGUCAAUGUCCUACCUAUUCCGAAACAUUGCUAUGGAUGACUGAGCUGCCUGCAUUGCCAGCCAUGGGAAUGACAUGUGCCUUCCCUGAAUGGCUGGCAUUGGGAAUAUAACUAGGAGACAGGGGGGAGGUGGCAGGUGAGCUGCCACAUACCGCAAAGAUGCUACUUGUGGAUUGCUGGGCAAACUGCACCUAUACAGGAUGGGUGGAAAUGGGCAAUCAGAGCAUGAUUUGCCCCCUGGAGGAGCAGAGAGCAGACCAUAAAGCAACUGUUCACAGGAAUAGGAUAGAGAGUGUUUGUGCAUCUAGCACAAGCUGUAAAGAUGCCAGUUUGCGGGCUGUGAGCCAACUCCAUUUUUUUUCUGUGAGGACAGUCACUAGUGCCACUGGCAGUGAAAGAGUUUACUCCAAUUGUGACUAAUGCAGCAUGUAUGGAAAUAUUUUAAUUUACUGCUGCAUGGGACAAUACUGAGCACCUCCAAUCUGUAACAUAAUCUAAAACGAUUACCAUUAGUUUAUAUAAAUGCUGCAAGCAUACAGCAUGUAGUCACCUGCGCGCACACAUGACCACUUACAUUAUACACACAUGCAUAUGUCCGUAUGUACAUAGUAUCUAAACAUGUGUAUGCACUAAUGUAUGCAACGUAGUCAUAUAUACACGUUUGUGCAGGAUGCAUACGCAGAUAAAUGUCAUAGCUUGUACCCAAACAGUGUUUUGGUGGAUGUAGUUUCACAUAUAGACAUCUGUAUUUUCUGUGAAUAAACAGAACUGUAGACUACACUUCACAAAUAUAUUCUGCCUAUGAAUAUUCUGAUAAGUUUAAUUACUGCUGGAAAUGUAUAACCCUAUCAGCUUGUGAUGGCGUCUAGACGCCAUAUUGCUUUUCCUCUACAGUUGACAGUUUCCAUGAAUCUGGUCUUUGGCUCGCUCUGUUUCUUCAGUUCCUACAGUAUACUCUUUUUUUCCACAACUGUUUUUAUUUUUUUAAGUUUACUGCCGAAUUGAUCAGCAGCAUAUUACAUGUAAACAUGUUGCUGGCCAUUGUUAGCAAUGAGAAAUAAUUUUGCUUUUAUAUCCAGUAGUCUGGAUGGUUUGGGGCUUUGUGUAAUGUAAGGAUUUAAGUUCUUGUUAAUUUUCUUAUAUAAACGUUUUUUUUUUCUUUCA